CCGGCUGUCGGAUGCGCGCUCGCAGUUUUCUGUUUUUUUUGGGGAGGGGAGACGAUGGAGUUUCUCUUGGGGAAUCCGUUCACCUCUCCGGUGGGGCAGAGAAUCGAUAAAGCCACUGAUGGCUCUUUGCAGUCAGAAGACUGGGGGCUGAACAUCGAGAUCUGUGACAUCAUCAAUGAGACGGACGAAGGACCAAAGGAUGCCAUCAAGGCCUUGAAGAAGAGGAUUGUGGGAAAUAAAAACUUCAAUGAAGUGAUGCUGUCGCUGACAUUAUUGGAGGCCUGUGUAAAGAACUGUGGGCACCGUGUUCAUGUGCUGGUGUCGAGUCGUGAGUUUGUCGAGGGGGUGCUGGUGAAAACCAUCCUGCCCAAAAACAACCCGCCAGCCGCCGUGCAGGACAAAGUGCUGAGCCUGAUACAGGCCUGGGCCGACGCCUUCCGCAGCUCCCCUGAUCUGACGGGCGUGGUCUCCGUCUACGAGGACCUGAGGAGGAAAGGACUGGAGUUCCCAAUGACUGAUCUGGACUCGCUGUCUCCUAUACACACCCCACACAGGAGUGUUCCUGAUUCAGACCCGGCUGUCAGACACCAGGGUUCAGUGAGAGGGCUCACAGCGCCCCCUGCUGUGCCCAACGAUACUGCAUGGGCCCUGCCUCCCCCAAUCGCAGAGCAGAGAGCCGCCCCGCCCCCGGACAGCAACCCAGACGGGCCAAUCGCUCUCUCCGCAGAGCAGCUCUCGAAGCUCUGCACGGAGAUGCAGGUUGUCAGGGGGAAUGUCACAGUGAUGUCAGAGAUGCUGGCGGAGAUGAGCUGCGGGCAGGUGGAGACCUCUGACCUCGAGCUGCUGCAGGAGUUGAAUCGGACGUGCUGCUCGAUGCAGCGCCGGGUUUUGGAGCUGAUUCCCCGCGUGGGGAACGAAGGGUUAACGGAGGAGCUACUGCUGAUCAACGACGACAUGAACAACGUCUUCAUGAGAUACGAGCGAAUGAAGAGGAGAGGAGGAGGGGAGGAGAGAGACAGAGAGGUUUCAGACUCCACCCCCGACACUCCAGCUCUCAUCCAGUCAGCAGCCGGCAGUACUGUGUCAGCUCCUCCUGUCGGCCAAUCAGCAGUGAGCUCUCUCUCCUCCCAGCUAGCCAGCCUCAACAUGGGUUCGAGUCCUGUCUCCGUCUCCAGUACCCUGCAGACCCUCGCCACUGCUCCCGGUGCCUCUAAACCAGUAGAGGAGGAUGAGUUUGACAUGUUCGCUCAAACAAGGAGCAGCUCCCUGGCAGACCAGCGCAAGCAGGUGCGCUAUGAGGACCCCCAGGCUGUGGAGGGGCUGGCAGGAGCGCUGGACACCAGACUGCAGAACACUGGAGCGGAUGACAUUGACUCGAAACCUCAGCCAGGGCCCGAAGGAGCCCCUUUCAGUCACUGGAUGGUGAACCAAGGCAUGAUCCCAGUCUCUCAGUCUCAUAUAAUGGAUGAUAUUGAACAGUGGCUCUCUGUUGAUGUGGUAAGAGAACAGAUUGAAGAGGAGGGCGUGACGAGCGAAGAGUUUGAUAAGUUCCUGGAGGAGAGAGCGAAAGCAGCAGACAGACUGCCCUCCUCCCCCUCCGCCACCCCCCCCAGCCAAGCCAGCCGACGCAGGCAGGAGAGCACAGAGGAGACGCUGUUCGCACUGUGAGAGAGAGAGAGAGAGGGAGAGGGAGAGACACGCACGCACGCACACACACACACACACACACUGAGGAAACGUUGUCCGCACUGUGAGACAGAGAUAGAUACACACACACAAACUGAGAUAAACAGACACACACACAUUGAGACACUGAGAGUGACACACACACACAC
Polyodon spathula (Mississippi paddlefish) is the source of this 1835-nucleotide messenger RNA. Its product is annotated as target of Myb protein 1-like. Lineage: Eukaryota; Metazoa; Chordata; Actinopteri; Acipenseriformes; Polyodontidae. Gene Ontology annotation, cellular component: endosome; membrane. Gene Ontology annotation, biological process: signal transduction. Gene Ontology annotation, molecular function: ubiquitin binding; clathrin binding; phosphatidylinositol binding. The record is from RefSeq and is a predicted model, not a curated record. The coding region runs from base 55 to 1668 and encodes 537 amino acids. The transcript has 15 exons.